Eupeodes corollae is the source of this 1775-nucleotide messenger RNA. RefSeq names its product plasminogen activator inhibitor 1 RNA-binding protein-like. NCBI's taxonomy places the organism in Eukaryota, Metazoa, Arthropoda, Insecta, Diptera, Syrphidae. Gene Ontology annotation, molecular function: RNA binding. Bases 150 to 1577 code for a protein of 475 amino acids. The transcript has 5 exons. The record is from RefSeq and is a predicted model, not a curated record. Gene Ontology annotation, cellular component: cytoplasm; nucleus.
UCUGGUUGGUGGUCUUUAAUAUUCCCAAGUUAAAUUGUCGUGUGGUGUGUUGCUCUGAAAAAUUUUUCCCAAGUAACAAAUUUCAAAUCCGAUUAAAUCAACUGUCAUCGUUCGUGCGAAAUUAAAAUAAAUUUUCAAAUUAGAUAAACAUGGAUAAUUCGGGCAAGAAUCGCUAUGAAUUAUUAUUCAUGGACGACGACGUUAGUGAUCCAUUAGAUAAUAUCAAGAAAAAGGUUAAGCAACCAGCUGCUGCUACUGGGGCUGCAGUUGUUCCUUCCACUGCUGUCACUACAUUAAACAAAGGGCAAAAUAACAACACAAAUAAACAAAAUGCAUCUGCUGGAAAUGAUAGUUCUAAGAAAAACUCAUCAGAAAAGGAAAAUAAAUCAUUUGCAAUGAACAAAAAUGUGGAUUUCAAUCGGAAAUCCAAUACUGCUGGAAAUAAUGCUAUCAAUAACGCAUCGGUUGGUGGGGGUGGCGGUGGUGUAAGCAAAUCCAAACCCAAUCAACAGCAACUAGGCAACAACAGUCAAAAUGCAAAUCGCAACAACAGGGACAAUUUCAAUGGGCCAGCAUCACAGAAUCGAAAUAGCACUUCCAAGGCUCAGAAUGGUGAAACUCGGGAGCAACGUAAUAACCGUCGCAAUCGUGAAAAUGGUAUUCCUGGAUCAAUGGGCGGGAGUGGUGGAGGUGGAAGCGGUGGAAUGGGGGAAUAUAACAAUGAUUCACAACAACGCAUUCGCCAAAAUAAUCAACGCUUUAAUGGUCCACCACGUAAUCGUAAUGGAGCUGAUGGUGGAAAUGCACGCGGUGGAAAACGUGAGUUUGAUCGUCAAUCUGGUUCAGAUAAGACUGGAGUUAAGGCUGUUGAUAAACGCGAUGGAGCUGGAGCACAUAAUUGGGGUUCAGUUAAACAAGACAUCGAAGAUAUUAACAAAUCUAAUGAUGAAGCUGGACUUACCGACAAAGAAGAAUCAGGAAAUGAUCAAACUGCAACAGAACAAAAUGCUUCAAUCGAGGAAGAAACCAAAGAAUUGACUCUUGAUGAAUGGAAGGCACAAAGACAACAACGAGCUAAACCUCAAUUCAAUAUUCGCAAGGCUGGUGAGGGUGAAGAUGUAACACAAUGGAAAAAAAUGAUCGCCUUGAAUAACAAAAAGAAGGUUAGUUCAAAGAUUGAAGGAGACAGUGAGGAAGAAUUGGAGUAUGAUCCAUCAAUGUAUCCACAACGGGUUGGACGUUUGCAACGUGUUUUAGACAUUCAGUUUCACUUCAAUGAUGGUCGUCGUGGUGGUGGUGGAAUGGGUCGUGGUCGUGGACGUGGUUCCAGACCAACUGGUGGCGCUGAGCGUCCGAUUGGUGGUGAAAGGGGUAAUACUGGUGGUAAUGUUGGUGGAGUCGGUGCUGCUAUUUCUGCCCAAGGUGGUGGUGGACGUCCAGAUGGUCCACGUGUAAAUGUUGGCCGACCAAGAAAUGAGAACCCAAGAAGGGAGGGAGGUGGUAUGGAUAAACAACAACGUGGAGGCCAACAUGCACCAAAGGUGGAUGAUGAACGUCAGUUCCCAACUUUAAGCUAAAAAUCUUUAUAAACACACAACAAAAUUAAAAAAAAAAACACAUCAAACAAAACAAAAAAAGAAAGCCCAAACCAACCACAGAAGAACAACAAAACAACUAAACUAAACUGAAACAAUGUUCGUGUCAAUGUUUCAAUAUACAUUUUUUUUGUAUUUGGUUUCUAUUGUUUAUUUUAUACAUAUCUUCUUACAAAAACA